This is a messenger RNA of Suillus clintonianus, 597 nucleotides long. RefSeq lists its product as uncharacterized. The transcript has 5 exons. The coding region runs from base 1 to 597 and encodes 198 amino acids. Lineage: Eukaryota; Fungi; Basidiomycota; Agaricomycetes; Boletales; Suillaceae. The record is from RefSeq and is a predicted model, not a curated record.
AUGUCCACUGAGGACAAUAAUGGAAGUAGUGAAGACCGCAAUAAUGAAGAAGAUCUUGAAGACCAAGGCUCGGAAAUUGGCUGGGGAGCAGCCCAUGGGUGCCUUACCACACAUCCCGGUUUUUCAAAGGAAGUCAUGCCUUCUCAUCCUCGUGUCACCAUUGCUCUUCCAACUGAUUUUGAGUUUCAGCGCUCACGUGAUGAAGAAUAUAACAUGGCAGACAAGCUUCUAGCAGCUGAGGGGUCCAGCAACAAUGAUGCUUCUAUCAAGGCAAACAACCUCAUGCGUCCAUUCUGCAACAGAGGGUGGCGCUGCUACAUCACCAAUUUUGACAGCAACCUUGCAGAUGCUGCCCCACAGACUGAUGACGAGCUAAGAUUUGUGAAGAUAUUUGCCACAACAAAGGGUUCUCCAAUCUCCGUGUUUGAAUAUUUAUCAAUGGAUGUGUCAUAUCUAUGUUCUAGCCCCUAUCCAGUCCAACCUUCUAUUGGAUCAUUGGACCCAGAGAAUGACGACAUGCAACCUCAUAGUUCUCCAACCCAUGCCCAUAAAGUCCUCCAUGAUUUGUUUUCUGGUAAAGAGUAUGAUAUCUGUUGA